Fonsecaea erecta is the source of this 2628-nucleotide messenger RNA. RefSeq lists its product as hypothetical. The transcript has 3 exons. Lineage: Eukaryota; Fungi; Ascomycota; Eurotiomycetes; Chaetothyriales; Herpotrichiellaceae. The coding region runs from base 1 to 2628 and encodes 875 amino acids. The record is from RefSeq and is a predicted model, not a curated record.
AUGAAUCAGAGAUCAACGCAAUGGACUAUCUCCCCUCCAUCAAUCACCCGGCAAACCACUUCCGCCUCUAUAUCGCCUCCGACGGCUGGCUCCCCGAUACCGGGCUUUCUUCGUUCUAAUGACUCGCCUUCGCAAAGCGAUGCCGCAUCCAUCGGCGGCAGGUCGACACGCAGUGUACGAAGCGCCCUCGAGGACAUCAAACAUGAGGUUAUGGUGAACCAUCUCUACCAGCAACAGUGUUCGCGCCUAUGGGUCAGCGAUGGAAGUGGAGAAAUCGAAGGGGUAGUGCUUCGAAAAUCUCGCGGCGUCUACCUUUCAUGCCCCGCGGCCCUUCGAGAUUCACACUUUGGAGAAGUUUGUGCCGAGCUCAAUGUGCAGGUUGCCAUGACGGUUAAUUCGAGAGUCAUCAAAACUUUCUUGGCUUGGGCUCCUGAUGCUACAGACGUUCCUCUUACGAACGGCCUCCGAGUCCAGAUCUUACCCACGAUUGCCCACCUGCCUCGUGCACGGAAGUAUCAAUUCGCUGCAUUCAUCGCCGCCGACUCCUUGUUGGUUGUAUGGGACGAUGACCCUUCGAAUAUAAUGAAGAGAGCGGCCUCGAUCGAGUCAGAGUUGAUGGAACUUGUGUGGCACACCGGCGAGGCGAGGGAUGAGGAGGAAGUCACCAACGAAAAGAACCGGGCUUCUAUCGCCUCUGUCGAUUCCGAAUCUGGGGAGCUACCACCCCAGGAACGUCCUACCAACUUGAUGAACACAAUACUAGUCGCAUUUACUCUAAUCAUUGUUGUCACAUUGCUUGGUUUAGCAUGUCGGUCUUUGGCAACGGAAAUCGCCGUGGAUGGCUCAUACAUCCGUCUGGCUUUUGUCUCCUUGGUCCCUGUGCAGAUAUUCUUUACUUUGUUCUUCGCUCAGGUUAUCGUCGGCUGCGUUGCACAAUGCCUUGGACCUAUACAACAAAUGCAACUCAAUUCAAAAUACUUCUCAGCAAAAUGCUCUCCUCGCCUACGUACGCAAAUCUUGCCGCAUGUGACUAUUCAGUGUCCGGUUUACAAGGAAGGACUUGCCUCCGUGAUUGCGCCGACGGUUAAGUCUAUCAAGCAAGCUAUCUCGACGUACGAGUUACAGGGGGGGACCGCAAACAUGUUCAUCAACGAUGACGGCUUGCAGCUCAUUGACGAAGAGCAACGGAAGGCACGGAUUGACUUCUACCAAGACCACAAUAUCGGCUGGACUGCUCGUCCAAAACAUGGCAGUGAAGGUUUCGUUCGCAAGGGCAAAUUCAAAAAAGCCUCCAAUAUGAACUACGGGUUGAUGCUGUCCUGCAAAGUCGAGGACAAGCUUCAAAGGUAUCACCGCAAUUCUGCCUGGACUCCGAACGACGAGUCCGAAGCUUACGAUGAAUGCCUGCGAGAGGUUCUCGAUGAGACCCCACGCGCUUGGGCUGACGGUAACAUUCGGAUCGGAGACUACAUCUUAUUGAUUGACAGCGACACCCGAGUGCCAGUAGACUGCUUAUUGGAUGCCGUGAGUGAGAUGGAACAAUCUCUGAAUGUUGGGAUCAUGCAAUUUGCAUCCGGCGUCAUGCAGGUUGUGCAUACCUUCUUCGAGAAUGGCAUCACCUUCUUUACCAACCUCAUCUACACGGCCAUCGAAUACACUGUUGCUAACGGCGACGUUGCACCUUUUGUGGGCCACAAUGCUAUCCUCCGUUGGAGCGCCAUCCAGCAAGUCUCAUACACGGAUGAAGACGGCUACGAGAAAUUUUGGUCCGAAUCACAUGUCAGCGAGGACUUCGAUAUGUCCUUGCGGCUUCAAUGCGACGGUUAUAUCAUCAGGCUGGCGUCCUGGGCCCAUGGAGGCUUCAAGGAGGGUGUAAGUUUGACCGUGUAUGACGAACUUGCUCGAUGGGAAAAGUACGCAUACGGUUGCAACGAGCUUCUCUUCCAUCCGAUGAGGAAGUGGAUCUACAAAGGACCCUUCACAGAACUUUUCCGACGGUUUCUCUUCUCCAAUAUACGGUUCACCUCCAAGGUCACCAUCAUCAGUUAUAUUGGCACAUACUACGCCAUUGGUGCUGCGUGGAUCAUGACACUAGCCAACUACUUUGCCAUCGGCUGGUUCAAUGGCUACUUGGACAAAUACUACAUUGACAGUUGGAAAGUGUGGUUCAGCAUCGUGAUUGUCUUCAACGGCCUAGGGAAUAUCGCUCUUGCCGUUAUGCGGUACCGCAUCGGCCAGAAACCAUUCAUACCAGCUUUGCUGGAGAACUUCAAAUGGAUCAUCAUGCUCUCCAUCUUCCUUGGGGGGCUUUCGCUCCACGUCUCCCAGGCUCUGCUGGCGCACAUGUUCGAGGUCGACAUGACAUGGGGCGCCACCUCCAAAGAAGCGGAGUUUUCAAAUUUCUUCAUCGAGGUCCCCAAAGUGGUGAGAAAGUUCAAAUUCAGCAUUGCCUUUGCGCUCAUCGGAAUCGUCGGCAUGGCCAUCUUGGCCACGAAUCCAGGGGGGUACAUUCCGUUUGACUGGGUGAUCGACGAUUUCAUUGCCAUUUUGCCCAUGAGUACGGUUACCGCGAGCCAUCUCCUGUUGCCGAUUGUAUUGAAUCCAGCGUUGAUGACGUUCUCGUGGUGA